AUGCCCUUUUCGUCACAGUUAUGGAUACCUGAAGCUAAACAAUGCGUCUUCAUCAUGAGAGAGAGAGGAAUUAGGGACGGAAGAUUGUCUCCCCUUCCCAGGUCCUGGACGAUCAUUCGUCGUUCGUACUGUGCAUUAAAUACCUGUCGCGCAUUGCAUCGAAAACAUGCCCUAACAUCUAUUAAUGUGAAGGAGAUGGGGUUGCAAAAAGUCGACAGAGUUCUGCAACGCUCACAAAUUAUUCGACCAAAACUCCACGAGAAAGUCCUUCUCUCAAGAAUUGGAGAAGUAGAGGGACAAUUGCUUUCGUACGUCGAAAAUCUUAAAAAUUCGAUGCGACAAAUCAAAAAUGGCAAUGAAAAUGUGGAAAUACCGUCGCUAGAUACUGACAGUUUUUUAGAAGUUUCCGAAGAGCGAAAGAAAUUGUCUCAAGAACUCGGUAAACUUGCUCCCAGCGACAAGGUUGAUGAACUCAGACAUCGACUAGAAAAUCUCUCGAAUCUGAGUGAGUCCAUGAAAAAGAUCCAAGACAAGAUGUUGGUCAAGGUUGAUAAACAAUUACCGAAAGAGGUAAGCCACUCUCUUUCGCCGCGAAUAACAGGAGGAGAAUAUUUGGAAAAUCUUUAUCAUCCAGGUGCGAAUCAGGCGAAGAUUCGAAAAGAGAUAAAAGAAUGCAAUCUGGGCUUGAAGAAGAUGGCAGAAGCUGUUACUACGGUGAAGAACACGCUUGAAAGGAAAAUUGCGGAAGAAAGUAGGAGGGUAAUGCUCAUUUUUCAUUUACAAAUUUUCCACGGCCUAUUAUCUUUUUUCUAG
This is a messenger RNA of Haemonchus placei, 813 nucleotides long. NCBI's taxonomy places the organism in Eukaryota, Metazoa, Nematoda, Chromadorea, Rhabditida, Trichostrongylidae. The record is from the annotation of a GenBank genome assembly.